Molecule: messenger RNA, 1784 nt
Organism: Nothobranchius furzeri (turquoise killifish)
Lineage: Eukaryota; Metazoa; Chordata; Actinopteri; Cyprinodontiformes; Nothobranchiidae
Gene: tbxtb
Product: T-box transcription factor Tb
Biological process (GO): heart morphogenesis; mesoderm formation; somitogenesis
Cellular component (GO): nucleus
Molecular function (GO): DNA-binding transcription factor activity, RNA polymerase II-specific; RNA polymerase II cis-regulatory region sequence-specific DNA binding
Source: RefSeq, a predicted model, not a curated record
AUGGCGACUGGGGAGUGUUCCAGCAAGGCCGCUCAGUACCGAGUGGAUCACCUCCUGAGCGCGGUGGAGAGUGAGCUGCAGGCCGGCAGCGAGAAGGGCGACCCCACCGAGAAGGAGCUCAAGGUGUCCCUGGAUGAGAGCGAGCUCUGGCAAAAGUUUAAGGAUCUCACUAACGAGAUGAUCGUCACCAAGAAUGGCAGGCGCAUGUUUCCCGUUUUGAAAGUAAACGUGUCCGGACUGGACCCAAACGCCAUGUAUUCGUGUUUGCUGGACUUCUCCUCCGCCGACAACCACAGGUGGAAAUAUGUGAACGGGGAGUGGGUCCCCGGGGGAAAACCCGAGCCCCAGACCCCCAGCUGCGUGUACAUCCACCCGGACUCUCCGAACUUCGGGGCGCACUGGAUGAAAGCGCCCGUCUCCUUCGGUAAAGUAAAGCUGACGAACAAACUCAACGGCGGGGGUCAAAUCAUGUUGAAUUCUUUGCACAAGUACGAGCCACGCAUCCACAUCGUGCGGGUUGGAGGCCCGCGCAGGAUGAUCACCAGCCACUCCUUCACCGAAACCCAAUUUAUUGCCGUGACAGCUUAUCAAAACGAAGAGAUAACUGCGCUGAAAAUCAAGCACAACCCAUUUGCAAAGGCUUUCUUAGACGCAAAGGAGAGGAGUGAUAACAAAGACAUUAGAGAGGAUUCAAGUGGAAACCACCAAUCUGGUUACUCUCAGUUGGGAAGCUGGUUUCUUUCAGGAACAGGCUCCAUCUGCCCUCCCGCUAGCCCCCACAGCCAGUUUGGGAAUCCCAUCUCUCUCUCACCUUCCCACGGCUGUGAGCGUUACUCUGCCCUGAGGAACCACCGCUCUGCCCCUUACACCAGCCCAUACACCCAUCGCACCACCUCACCCACUGGAUACUCUGACAGCCCUUCCAGCUGUUUAUCGAUGCUCACCAGCCACGAUAACUGGUCCAGCCUUCAGAUACCAACACACUCGAAUGUGAUGUCACACAACUCCAGCUCUGGUGCCAGCCCCAGUCAGUACGCCGGCCUGUGGUCUGUGAGUAACUCAGCCCUGAGCCCAGUAUCACACAACAGCAGCCUGGGCUCCCAGUUCUUCAGAGGAUCCCCCAGUCAUUAUCCCAGCCUCUCACACUCUGCCACAGCGCCCUCUGCUGGCUCCCCCAUGUACGACAGCAGUGAAGCCACAGAGGUGCAGGAUGCUGCUCAGUAUGAAGCUUCGCCUCAUGGUCGACUGGCUUCAUCCUGGACUCCCAUCACGCCUCCAUCCCUUUGAUCUGUGGACGGUGGACGUUGAGAAGGUUAUUUUUUUAAACUGGACUUCUGAUCAAAUGUGAGGCAUCACCCAACACAUAAUAAUUAUAACAGAAGCUCAUGUUUAGUUAGAAUUCAUCUGGAUGUUCUGAUUCCUAAACGCUUAUAUUAAGCUCAACUCCACCCAGCGGUGCAUAAAGAUAUUUAUAAUGUAAAUGAGAACAUAAAUAUGGACUGUAGAUAGAUAAACAAAGCUGUUUGUGAAAAUGAAAAAAGGACACAUGACCAACGUACAUGUGCAAAUAGACUUUUCCUCCAUGUUGUUAAAUAACUAAUCCCACUUAAUGCCUUUUACCUGCUCUGUAUUCAUCUAAAUUGUUUUAAUUCAGUGAUGAUUCAAACUUAAUCUUUUUUUUAUUGUGUGUGUUUGUAAUUUAAUGCCCUUAGAUAUUUCAAUACUGUAAUAAUGAGCUAUUAUUAUUAAAUUGAAAUAAAAACCAAAUGUAUUAUAAUUAAAUU